AUGCUGGCUGAACGCAAUGACGAUGACUUCGACAUGCUUGAAAGGCGAUUUGAGCAAAAGUACGAGGUCACUGAGCCCAAGGUUCUCGGAGAAGGAACCUACGGCAAGGUUUACAAGGCAGUCAGCCGCAUCAGCAACCAGGUAGUUGCGAUCAAGAGGAUCAAGCUCAACCCCGAUGAUGAUGAGGGUGUACCGAGUACUGCGCUGCGCGAGGUGGCCGUACUGAAGGAGCUGGACAGUGAGUAUGUGGUGAAGCUGUUUGAGGUGUUCUGCUCUCCGAGCAAGCUCGUGCUCGUUUUCGAGCUCAUGGAGAACGAUCUUAGAAAGUACAUGAAGCAAGUGGGAGGAAAGAUUCCCUCGCAUCAUGUGAAGAGCCUCUGCUGGCAGAUGGUGAAAGGUCUAGAGAUUUGCCACGCCAACCGCAUCAUACAUCGCGACAUCAAGCCGCAGAACCUCUUGAUCGAUGCGAACCACAGAUUGAAGCUAGCGGACUUUGGCCUCGCUCGGGCCUUCAUGGUUCCUAUACCAAAAUACACCCACGAGGUGGUCACGGUCUGGUACCGCGCGCCGGAGAUCCUCCUGGGCUCGGGCGCCUACAGCAUCGCGGUUGACAUGUGGGCAGUGGGUUGCGUUUUCGCCGAAAUGGCGACCGGUGGCCCCUUGUUUCAGGGAGAUUCUGAGAUUGAUACGAUCUUCAAGAUCUUCCAGAAGCUGGGCACACCGAAUGAGAUGACUUGGCCUGGAGUUCAGGAUCUUCCAAAUUUCAAACCAAGCUUUCCCCAAUGGAGACACAAGGGCUGGGCCAACAUCCGCCAAGGCAAGACACAGGAGAAGGUUGGUGAGUGUGGUAUUGAUCUUCUGGAGAAAUUCCUGGCCUAUGCCCCCAAGCAGCGAUUGAGUGCGCGGAAAGGGCUGCAGCACCCGUACCUGGCAGAUGCCGGGCCUUAA
Messenger RNA from Symbiodinium sp. CCMP2456, 948 nucleotides. Lineage: Eukaryota; Dinophyceae; Suessiales; Symbiodiniaceae. The record is from the annotation of a GenBank genome assembly.